GCAAGGGUGUCGGUACUUCAGUAAGAUAGAUCUGAAGUCCGGGUACCAUCAGAUUGCAAUCCGGCCCGAGGAUCAACACAAAAACGCUUUUCAGACCAGAUACGGUCUGUACGAGUUUGUGGUGAUGCCUUUCGGCCUUUGCAAUGCUCCUGGCACCUUUCAACACGCUAUGAAUCGGAUCUUUCCUGACCACUUGGACAAGUUUGUCGUCGUGUACCUCGAUGACGUACUUAUCUUUAGGAGGACUGUCGAGGAGCAUGUGGCUCAUUUGGACAAAGUCCUUAGUCUCCUUAGAAAACACAAUCUUGGACAAAGUCCUUAGUCUCCUUAGACAACACAAGUUCAAGAUUAACGUUGAGAAGUGCGAGUUUGGCCGCACCCGUAUCUUGUACUUGGGUCAUGAGAUUUCUGCGGAGGGAUUGAAGCCCGAUGACGCGAAGGUGGCCAGCAUUCGUGACUGGCCGCGUCCUCAGUCUGUGACUGAGAUGAGGUCCUUCCUAAGGAUGACCGACUAUUAUCGCAAUUUUGUGAAGAACUAUAGCAUAGUUGCCACCCCUUUGACGGACAUGACCCGCCUUGACACCCGCCCUGACACCCCAUGGGAGUGGACAGACAGGUGCGAGGUUGCUUUCAGACAACUGAAGCAUGCGUUGAUGCAUCAUGAGGUCUUGAAACUUCCUGAUCCUGACAAGCCAUUUAUAGUAACCACGGAUGCUAGCCAGUAUGGCAUAGACGCUGUGAUUGCGCAGCAGGAGGGGCCAAAGUUGAGGCCUGUCGAGUACAUGUCCAAAAAGAUGCCCUCUCAGAAGUUGGCUAAGUCCACCUAUGAGAAGGAGCUCUAUGCGAUCUACAAGGCGCUCACCCAUUGGAGGCACUAUCUCCCUGGGAGGUUCUUGUACGUCAGGACUGAUCACCAGACCCUGAAGUGGUUGAGAACCCAGCCUGUGCUCUCUGACACUCUGAUGCGUUGGAUUGAAGUCAUAGAGCAGUAUGACUUCGAGCCCCAGUAUAUCAAGGGUGAGUAUAACAAGGUUGCUGAUGCGUUGUCCCGUAGACCUGAUUUCUCCGGUGGGCUGAUUAUUGAGUUUGGACUUGCGGACGAUGUCACUCGCUUCAUGGUGGAAGCCUAUCGCGAGGAUCCAUUCAUGUCUGAGAUCAUCCGCAGACUUGAGGCGAAGGACAAAGUGACUUCUAUCGAGUUUGAGUUGGUCAACGGCUUGCUGUUCCUUGAGAAGGCUGUCUGUCAGAGAGACAAGCCUCGUACACAGGCCCCUCUUGGGCUCCUCAAGCCCCUUCCGAUUCCGGAAAGGCCUGGUGAGAGCUUGUCCAUGGACUUCAUGGACACACUGGUCACUAGCAAGAGUGGAAUGCAACACAUCUUUGUCAUUGUGGAUAGGUUUAGUAAGUAUGCUAGGUUAGUUGCAAUGCCGGAAACAGCAAAGACUGAGUACGUCAUUAAGUUGUUUCAAGAAAACUGGGUCAGAGAUUUCGGACUGCCUAAGUCUAUCAUUAGUGACCGGGAUGUGCGAUUCACCAGUGAACUAUGGAAAGCCGCAGCUGCAGAACAGGGCACUCAGUUGCAAAUGACAUCAGGCAAUCACCCAGAGGUGAAUGGGCAGGCAGGACAAUUGAACCGCGUUGUACAACACCUGCUGAGGCACUACAUCAAGCCAAAUCAGGUAGACUGGGAUGAGAAACUUGCUCUCAUCGCCAGCUUGUACAACAAUGAUGUGCACAGCGCUACAGGAGUGAACCCGAACAGUCUGCUACUAACCUUCAAGCCUAGACUGCCCUUGGAUUUCUUAUUACCUGAGAACCAGUCCGCUGCUGCACCAGGAACCUUAGAGUUUGCUUAUCAAUAUGAGCAAUUGAUGCAGCAUGCGGUUGAACAGAUGCACAAGGCACAGGCGGCGAUGAUAGAAACUGAGAACAAACACCGCCGCCCAUCUACAUUCCAGGUAGGAGAAACAGUUUGGGUUAAGUCCUCAGAACUGGGACAAGAGUACGGGAUCUCCCGUAAGCUCAUGCCACAGUACUUGGACAAUGGGAGGUUCUGGAUGUCGUUGGGGAAGAUCCGGAUGGGCCAUCUUAUACUUGGUGCGUUUGACGAUGCUUCUUCGCAGUUGAUUCUUGUGACGUCAGGCCAUAUUAGGCGCACGACCUGGGUAGAGAGGUGUGCGCCGGAAGGCUAUACGGCAUGGGAUGCCGUGGUGACGGUGGAAUGUAUGAUUGGUGAUGAGAGCAUGCUGAUGUGGCAUUUGGCUGAGGUGGCACUGCCUUGCGUCGUGAGUGGUACCGAGGCUACGACCGGUCAUCAAAUGCACACUCAGCUCAAUUGUGGGUCAGACAUCGAUGAGGGUAGAGUUGACGAUCAGAGGCUGACACGUUCGAGAUCACUUAGGGUCCCGCGCGUGUUUCAGGCCCUACAACCGGGAGACGAAGGACGGCUUCGUGCCGAACGCAGAGCCCGUGCUCUCGCAGCAGCCAGGGAGGCAGCAAACGUCGCAGCUAGGGAACAGGCUGCAGCAGCAGCCAGCGCAGCAGCAAUGGCCACCGCAGCAGCAUCCUCUGCUGCAUCCUCGUCUGGUACCCUGUUGGGAAUGCCCUCAAGGCCCGCGGGUACUUCCGGAUCAGUAGGUACUGGUCAAUCCACAAGUCAAAUGGCGGGCUCGCAAUUCAUCCCGUUGACCCCACGCGGUAGGGAGCUACAAGAGCUCCAACAAGUCGAAAGGAUCCGCGCUCGGUUAGAGAGGGAACUGAAGCAAGCUACCGAUAUAGAAAAAGAGAUCAAAAAUAGAACAGUCAGGCUUGAUACGUUAGAGGCAGACAAAGCUGCAUUAGAGGGUUUGGAUGAGUCAGCCAUGACUGACCAAAUGAAAUUAUUGAAGAACAACGUACUGUCGCUGCAUGCGCAUGUGGACAGCAGACUGGACUUCAUGCAAAACUCUUUGGACCAGAUCUUGGACCUUUUGCAAAAGCCAGGAUUUAGGCCAGCAGCACAGUCGCCGUUGCCGUUAACGACGAUGUCAGGCCCCUUUCCGGUACAAGCUGGCACACAACCAAGUGGUACGUCUGCAGCAGCCGCACAGACUGUUGCUUCUUCUUCUUCUGGGUCAGCGGUGAUAGCUACACCAUCACCGCAGCAACCUGUUCCUCAACAGGGACAGCAGCAAGCCUUAGAAGAUUUGGAAAGCGAGUGGUCAAGCAAGGACCCUCGCGAAUCUUGGGUGGCACUAAGAAGAGGUCCUAGAGGGGAACAUUUCGUUGUGGAAGUUGCUGUAGGAGACCGCGAAUGUGGUGCCUUCAUAGACAUCGGCUCCACACGGAAUUACAUAAGUCACGACUGUUUGAAAAGGUUGCACCUAAAGGACCGGGUACAACACCUUAGUAGACCAGUAGCAUCUACUUUGGCCAAUAAGGAGCGCAUGGUAGUCACAGACUAUGUCAAGGAUGUGGUCUGUACCUUCUCCUAUGGAGGAGGGGAACUUGAUCACAAGAUUUCGUUCCUGGUUAGCGACGACUUACCAUUUGACAUGUUGUUAGGAAUGUACUACCUUGCGGUUGCCAAGCCCCAGUUUGACUGGGACAAGAAGGUGCUAAAGCAUAAGUUGCCUGAUGGAAGAACAGUGAGACUGACUAAGUUCAAAGCCAGUAGUAUAAUCGAUACCUAUGGCUGCUUGUGUGCAUCAGCGUUCUAUAAUUACUAUAAACAGAACCAAGAGGAGGGUAUGUACCUAGUAUAUGUCUUUGAGAAAGGGGAGGCCGUUAAAACACCCCCAGAGAUAGAACACGUCGUUGCUAAGUUCCCUGAUCUGUUCACAGAGCCCACAGGAGUCGUCGAUAGGGAGGUUGUCCACGCCAUAGAAAUCAUUCCAGGGAGUAAAACCCCAAAGGGAAGGAUCUAUAGGAUGGCCCCGACCGAGUUGGAUGAACUUCGGCGACAACUGAAAGAGCUAACAGAAAAGGGAUGGAUCAUGCCGAGUACUUCCCCUUUUGGAUCUUCAGUGUUAUUUGUACCGAAGAAGGGGGGUACAUUGAGGAUGUGCAUUGAUUACAGAGGCCUCAAUGCCAUCACAGUGAAAAACGCAGAGCCUCUACCUCGCAUAGACGACCUAUCGGAUAGGGUGCAGGGAUGCAAGUACUAUAGCAAGAUAGACUUAAAGUCCGGCUACCAUCAGAUUGCAAUAAGACCUGAGGAUCAGCACAAGACUGCUUUUCAGACCAGAUACGGUCUGUAUGAGUUUGUAGUGAUGCCCUUUGGCCUUUGCAAUGGGUACAUUCCAGCAUGCCAUGAAUAGGAUCUUCGAUGACCACUUAGAUAAGUUUGUCGUUGUUUACCUUGACGAUAUUCUUAUCUUUAGU
This is a messenger RNA of Chara braunii, 4362 nucleotides long. The record is from the annotation of a GenBank genome assembly. NCBI's taxonomy places the organism in Eukaryota, Viridiplantae, Streptophyta, Charophyceae, Charales, Characeae.